Triplophysa dalaica is the source of this 3980-nucleotide messenger RNA. It is a transcript of the gene thbs3a, whose product is annotated as thrombospondin 3a. Gene Ontology annotation, biological process: cell adhesion. The coding region runs from base 804 to 3677 and encodes 957 amino acids. The record is from RefSeq and is a predicted model, not a curated record. Gene Ontology annotation, cellular component: extracellular region. NCBI's taxonomy places the organism in Eukaryota, Metazoa, Chordata, Actinopteri, Cypriniformes, Nemacheilidae. Gene Ontology annotation, molecular function: calcium ion binding. The transcript has 23 exons.
CAUUUAUUAUAUUGAAUUAAUAUUGGUUAAUUUUAUAAUUUCAUUGUAUAUUAACUAUACUGAGUUCAAUUAAAACUACUCAACAACGAUGUAUUAUUUGUUGAAGUUAUUUUUCGGCCACACAACGUGUGUUUAUGUUGUUGCCUCAGAAACCAGAUUACAAAUUGCUUUAGCAUGUGGCGGUAACCAUGGCAAUGGCUAGCUUAUAGCUAUUACGCUCAUAUCUUUGGCUGUCAAUCAUAACAUUAUAUUAAAAAUGAAUUUUUGGGUCGUUUGACUUGACAAAUGAGUUUUGGUCGAGUGAAAAUUUUCAACAAAUAAAAUGAUUUUUAGUUUAGUUUUGGCUAAAUAAAAAAAACGAUCGAGUGCACGCGCGCCUUUGAGCUGGCCGAGCUGUGGAUGCAUUCGAGGCAGGCAGGAAGACGUGUUUGGUUAUCGUGCCAUAAAGUCUUGCGACUUGAACGUAGUUUUAAAUUUCCUUUUUAAAACCCAAUUGCGUUCUGUUCUACCCCUUUUUGUUGUUCAGGAAAGCAAUAACCCGUCUUGUGUAAACGUCCCUGGUGUCUGUAAACAGUCGUGCGAUCAAUCAUGCGUGUUUAACAUGCGGUACAUUUGUUGAAUGAUGAUGAUGAUGGGGGCGGAUACUCUCUCCACUUCUUAGAUUUGCUCUCUCUCUCUCUCUCUCUCUCUCUCUCUCUCUCUCUCUCUCUCCUGCACAAAGUUGCGCUCCUGUGAACAUAACGCUACUUCAAUGCACAGCUGACGGAUCCGAUAUUCUGUUUUUGGUGCUGUAUUUUGUGAAUAUGGGUGUUUGGGUUGCUUUGUUCGUGCUGCUGUUCGCUUUUGGAGAAUGCUCACUGAAGCAAGACGUGCCAGUGAUAGAUGCGUUGGGUUUGGAUGAUGUGAAGCAGAGCGUAGCAGCAGUGGAGAAGAUUUCUUUAGCUCUGAAGACUCUCAGUGAUGUCUAUGUGGUGUCUACCUUCCGUCUGCCUCCCAAACUGGGUGGAGUUCUCCUGGGCCUCUACAACAAGCAGGACAACAAGAAAUAUCUUGAGAUGGCCAUCAUGAGCAAGAUCAACAAAGUUCUGGUCCGGUACGUCCGUGAAGAUGGAAAACUGCACACAGUGAAUAUGCAGACUCUUGUGAAUGUGGCAGACGGACGACCUCAGUCUAUUAUUCUGCGUGUCGGUGGUCUGCGCAGAGAUUACCUGAACCUGGAGCUCUAUGUGAACUGUCGUCUGGCUGACUCCGCCCAGCGGCUCCCCCAAUUGGUUGAUUUGCCUAGAGAUGCAGAAAUGGUGGAGAUUCGUAAUGGCCACAAGGCAUAUGCUCGGAUGCAGGGGUCAGUGGAGUUUCUCAAAGUGGCUCUGGGGGGCACUGUGGCUCAGGCUGGAGCCCUCACUGACUGUCCAUUUCAGGGAGACGCCUCUUCAUAUAACGCAGUGAACGGUGAGGUAAAUUCAAUUCUAGGUGACCACACUAAAGCUCUGAUUGGACAGCUCAUCAUCUUUAAUCAGAUCCUGGGUGAACUGAGACAGGACAUCAGAGAACAGGUGAAAGAAAUGUCUCUCAUCAGGAAUGCUAUUCUGGAGUGUCAGAUGUGUGGAUUUCAUGAGCCGCAGUCUCGUUGUCAACCUAACCCCUGCUUUAAAGGAGUUGCCUGCAUGGAGACAUUUGAUUACCCGGGGUACCGUUGCGGUCCCUGUCCAGAGGGCAUGAAGGGGAACGGCACACACUGUCAAGAUAUAGAUGAGUGUGCAGAGGCUCAACCCUGUUAUACACCAGGUGCAUGUAUUAACACGGCGAAAGGUUUUACCUGUGAGCCUUGCCCACUGGGGCUAUGGGGUCCACCUCUCUCCGGUGUCGGUGUGGAACAUGCCAAGAGCCACCGCCAGGAAUGCUUCGACAUGGAUGAGUGUGUCAAUUUCGAAAACGCCUGCACACCCAACUCCGUCUGCACAAAUUCUAUCGGAUCAUACAGAUGUGGUCAGUGUAAACCCGGGUAUGUCGGGAAUCAGACAGUCGGAUGUCUUCCUCGGAAAUCAUGUGCCUCCCUCAGUUUCAACCCUUGUGACACCAACGCACACUGCAUCAUUCAGCGAAAUGGAGAUGUCACCUGCGCUUGUAAUGUCGGGUGGGCAGGUAAUGGUCACACCUGUGGGAAAGACACAGAUAUUGAUGGCUAUCCAGACCGCUCGCUGCCCUGCAUGGACAACAACAAGCGCUGCAAACAGGAUAACUGCAUGUUCACACCAAACUCUGGUCAGGAAGAUGCAGACAAUGAUGGAAUCGGAGACCAGUGUGACGAGGAUGCAGAUGGAGAUGGAAUAAAAAACGUAGAGGAUAACUGCCGGCUGAUGUCUAAUAAAGACCAGCAGAACUCUGACACGGAUUCCUUUGGCGACGCAUGCGACAACUGUCCUACGGUUCCCAACAUUGACCAGAAAGACACGGAUAAUAACGGAGAGGGAGACGCCUGCGAUGACGACAUCGAUGGAGAUGGAAUCCAGAAUGUGUUGGAUAACUGUCCCAAAGUGCCAAACCCCAUGCAGACCGACCGAGAUGGAGAUGGCGUGGGUGAUGCAUGCGACAGCUGUCCUGAGAUCAGUAAUCCUAUGCAGACUGAUGUUGACAACGACUUAGUGGGCGAUGUUUGUGACACCAAUCAAGAUAAUGAUGGAGACGGACAUCAGGACACUCGAGAUAACUGCCCUGACAUUCCGAACAGCUCUCAGCUUGAUUCGGAUAACGACGGCAUCGGUGACGACUGUGACGAGGAUGAUGAUAACGACGGUGUUCCAGACAACCACGCCAUCAAUGGAAUUGGACCAGAUAACUGCAGACUGAUUUCUAACCCCAACCAGAAAGACUCAGACAGUAAUGGAGUCGGUGAUGUAUGCGAGAAUGACUUUGACAAUGAUGCAGUAUUGGAUUUUAUUGACGUGUGUCCAGAAAGUGCAGAAGUCACACUUACCGAUUUCAGAGCCUAUCAGACAGUGAUAUUGGACCCGGAGGGCGACGCUCAGAUCGACCCGAACUGGGUGGUGCUAAAUCAGGGUAUGGAGAUUGUUCAAACAAUGAAUAGCGACCCGGGUCUGGCAGUGGGUUACACAGCAUUUAACGGGGUGGACUUCGAAGGAACAUUUCACGUUAACACAGUGACCGAUGAUGACUAUGCCGGCUUCAUCUUUGGCUAUCAGGAUUCGUCCAGUUUUUAUGUGGUGAUGUGGAAACAGACGGAGCAGACUUACUGGCAGUCCGUCCCGUUUAGAGCCAUGGCUGAACCGGGAUUACAGCUGAAGGCGGUGAAAUCUCGCACCGGUCCUGGUGAGUUUCUUCGUAAUGCUCUAUGGCACACGGGGCACACAGACGGAGAGGUGAAACUGCUCUGGAAAGACCCACGAAAUGUCGGCUGGCAAGAUAAAACCUCAUACCGCUGGCAUCUCACUCACCGGCCACAGGUCGGCUACAUAAGAGUGAAGCUCUACGAGGGCACAGAAUUGGUAGCUGACUCAGACGUUGUGAUUGACACCACUAUGAGAGGGGGGCGUCUGGGCGUAUUCUGCUUCUCUCAGGAGAACAUCAUCUGGUCUAAUCUGCGGUACCGCUGCAACGAUACCGUUCCGGAGGACUUCAGUCCACACCGUAAACAGGUUCUAAUGCACAUAAAAGUGUGAGGAGAUCGAAACGCCCUCCGUCUCUCUAUAGUGCCCCUGAGACUCAGUAUGGGGCCAUUGAACUCCUGUGUGUGAGAGGUUGAACAAUCAGGACACAAGAGAGAUUUACCCAGUACCUGUGUCAUUCUGAACUGAAACGCCUGGGUGAAAUGAGAGAAAAGACUUUUAUUUUAUAUUUUGCGUGUUAAUGCAGGGGCGGUAUUACGUGUGCUACUGUGAGCGUGUGUAUGCGUGAGAGGGUCCAUUAGGGUGCGUAUGCAAUAACAAUGUUUUUAAAUAAAGGAAUGUUUUUAUACAACAUAA